AGAAGUACGAAUAAAUACGAUGAUACAAAGCCAACGAUAUUAACACUGCCUGAUGAGAUUUUAUUUAUUAUAACGGAAGAUGCAAGCAAGUUAUCACUCACCUGUCGACGCUGUUAUCACUUACGUUCACAUCCUCCAAUGAAAGGUAUAGCGAGUCAUAAUGCACCUACCUUUGAUUCAUUUAAUAUGGAAAGGAUACACCAUGCUACACUUAAACGAUUUUCUCAGUUUCUGGUUGAUUUUGUAAAUGAUACAUCAAAAUCUAAGCAUAUCAUACAAUUACGAUACAAACAUUACGGUAAUACCACAAGCGUGGAAUUACAGACGCUUAAAGCUUUGUUAAAGUUACCAAAUCUUGAAAGAUUAGUCUAUCAAACAGAUAAAGCUAGUUGCAUCAAUACACUUGCUAGACUUUGUGACCCUUCGUUAAAUAGACAUCUAAGGCAAAUUAAUAUAAAAGUACGAACUAUACCAGAUUUAGCACUUUAUUUGAAUCGAUUAUUACAAUUACCUCAUUUAUCUCUACUCACGAUCGAUACUACGUUUAACAAUAUGUCGGUUAUUAAGCAUCAAGUCUAUAAUCUAAUCGGUCUAUUCGAUUUAUUUCAACCAAAUCCUGAUGUUAAAGUUAUAACAAGGUUCAUUCAUUCUAGUAACUGCGUUCACAAUAAUCUCGAUUAUGAUAUUGACAAUUACGUCAUUAUAUGGAAGAAGUGUGUCGUAUGUCUCGAUCAUUUUACAAUUAUCCGGUCAUUUGAUUCUUUUAACGAGAUACUCGCUAAGGCUUAUCAAUGGCCAGAUGAUUCGCAUUACAUUAGGGAAAAACUUUUAGAGAUUCACGACAAAUAAUAAUGGAGUAACGCAGUAACGCAGCAAGACAGCAACG
Molecule: messenger RNA, 886 nt
Organism: Wallemia mellicola CBS 633.66
Lineage: Eukaryota; Fungi; Basidiomycota; Wallemiomycetes; Wallemiales; Wallemiaceae
Exons: 1
Coding region: 139-849 (236 amino acids)
Source: RefSeq, a predicted model, not a curated record